AAUUCCUAUUUUUAAACGUUCCAAAAACAGUUGGAAACAAAUAGACUAAACAUGCUAUAAAGCGAUAUAGAAAACAAACAAAUAUUGCAUAGUGUAGUCAAUAAUGUUUUAAAAUUUUGCAAAGAAACUUUAAAUAAAAAAUCAACAGAGAGACGUUUAUACAGAAUUUUUGGAACUUGUUAUUAUUUUUUUAGUUGGUAUACCACCUAGAGAUAUUCACUUUCUACGUCCAGGAGCUUAUCAUCAUGCUAGAAUUAUGUGAUAAGUAUCCCAUAUCAAUUUAUUUUUCAAAAAUUAUGUUACAUUACUUACGGGGAUUGGUUGAUGAUGAAGUAAAUGGAUAUGAAUCUUCUAUGAAUAAAUAUUGUGAUGAUGUUAGGGAUUCAAAGAAAUAUAGCAAAGAAAUUCGAAAAAUAUUGGGAAAGUUAUUAGACAGGAUAAUUAAUGAAAAGAAUAAAAGGGAGUUCAUAAAAGAAUAUAUUAGUUGUAUUCUUAAAGAUAUGAAAAAUGACGAAGCAGAUUUAAAAAAAAAUCUACGUGAAGUCAAGAUAAAGAAUAAUGGUACCAUUAAAAUAAAUUAUGUAACAAAAAUCAUGGAAAAUCCAUUCUUAAGAGAUCUUUCUAACUCUGAAACAAUCUGUAAAUUAUUAACCAAAAAAAAAUUAGAGCAUCUGGUUGGAAACUUUUUGCCGAUUAUUGAAGACAACGAAUACGUUGAAUACAAUGAAGAUGAUAAAGACGAUAAAUUCAACUCAUAGUUUAUAAAAUUUUAUUAUAACUUUUUGUUCUAUAAUAUAUAUAUAUAUUCAUAAUUAUCUAAAUUAUAAUAAAUAAAAGACCCUCUUUAUUCUUUGGUGCCAUUUUGGCUGUAUUCAAAAGAAUAUAAAAAAGUCAAACGACCUCAAGAAAAAGUAGAUUCAUAGAGGUUUUGAUUAUACAUCGAAUAUCAUCUUGCACUGUCAAGUUUUCGACACUUUCAUAUAAUUUUUUAUAUAAUAUUUUAUAUAAUUAUUGUAUAAACACUUAUUUGAAGUGUUUAUAAGAAAUGUAUCGAUUAAAUUCCCUUAAAAAUUAUCAUAGAAAACUUAAGAGUGCAAGAUAAUAUUCGAUGUAUAAUAAAAAACUCUAUGAUACUGUUUUUUCGUGAGGUUGUUUGACAUUUUUAAAUUCUAUUGAAUAUCCCCAACUAGGGAUAUUGUCAGCGCCUUUUAGUGGAUAUAUUUAUACUGUAAAAAAAUUAAGCAUUACAUGAUUGUUAUUUUAAAAUUAGACAAAGUGUACAGUAUUAUGAUAGUUAAAUUAUUUUUUGUAUACAAGUAAUAUAGAAUACAGAUUAUAAAUUUUUCGUUGAUAAAUGUAAGAUGCGUAAUGAAGUGAAUUGGGCAUAUUACUACAGUUUGUAUUUCGUAUCUUAAUGUUGACUAUAAUUACAAUUAAUUUACAAAAAAUAUAAUGUUGUUAUUAGUUUAAA
Molecule: messenger RNA, 1471 nt
Organism: Daktulosphaira vitifoliae (grape phylloxera)
Lineage: Eukaryota; Metazoa; Arthropoda; Insecta; Hemiptera; Phylloxeridae
Exons: 4
Coding region: 246-758 (170 amino acids)
Source: RefSeq, a predicted model, not a curated record